Messenger RNA from Ostertagia ostertagi, 348 nucleotides. Lineage: Eukaryota; Metazoa; Nematoda; Chromadorea; Rhabditida; Trichostrongylidae. The record is from the annotation of a GenBank genome assembly.
AUGGAGGAGUCGAGGGUAUGGACAGUGCACAAAUGGUUUGCCGACUACUUUCCGGUCACUCUUCACAAAACUGUCGAUCUAUCACCGAACCAUGUGGAAUUACCUUGUGGCUGCCAUCCUCAUGGAAUUAUCGCUAUGGCCGUUUAUGCAAACUUCGCCACCAAUGGCACCGAGAAGUAUACUAAAUUCCCGGGCAUACGCUUUUUGGUGUGCACUUUGACAUUCAACUUCAAAAUGAUGAUCAGACGUGAACUUCUUCUUCUACUCGGCUGCAUAGAUGCGUCAAAGGAGAGUAUCGAAUACGUUCUCGACAGCCCUGAAACCGGUCGCGCAGUCGUUAUAGUGGUC